Messenger RNA from Gekko japonicus, 1223 nucleotides. RefSeq names its product LIM domain-binding protein 2. Gene Ontology annotation, biological process: positive regulation of transcription by RNA polymerase II; negative regulation of transcription by RNA polymerase II; nervous system development. The transcript is spliced from 8 exons. The coding region runs from base 1 to 1092 and encodes 363 amino acids. Gene Ontology annotation, molecular function: LIM domain binding. NCBI's taxonomy places the organism in Eukaryota, Metazoa, Chordata, Lepidosauria, Squamata, Gekkonidae. Gene Ontology annotation, cellular component: nucleus; transcription regulator complex. The record is from RefSeq and is a predicted model, not a curated record.
AUGGCACCUGUGGGCGCCAUGUUGGAGACCCCUGGUCUAGGGAGACUCAGCCACGGCAGCGAAAGACCUGUUGCCCCCGAGGAAGCCAGUCACCACCAGCUGGGGACGGACAGUGACAACCUCUGGUGGGAUGCCUUUGCGACAGAGUUCUUUGAAGACGAUGCGACCUUAACACUUUCCUUUUGUUUGGAAGAUGGACCAAAGCGAUACACAAUUGGAAGGACCCUCAUUCCGCGUUAUUUUAGCACUGUCUUUGAAGGAGGUGUGACAGACCUGUAUUACAUCCUCAAGCACUCAAAAGAAUCAUACCACAACUCCUCCAUCACAGUGGACUGUGAUCAAUGCACCAUGGUCACCCAACAUGGAAAACCUAUGUUUACAAAGGUGUGCACAGAAGGACGUCUUAUCUUGGAAUUUACUUUUGACGACCUGAUGAGAAUAAAGACAUGGCACUUUACGAUUAGACAAUACAGAGAGUUAGUCCCUCGCAGUAUUUUAGCCAUGCAUGCACAAGACCCCCAGGUCCUGGAGCAGCUGUCCAAAAAUAUCACGCGUAUGGGUCUGACUAACUUCACCCUCAACUACCUCAGGUUGUGUGUAAUAUUGGAGCCAAUGCAAGAGCUGAUGUCAAGACAUAAAACUUACAAUCUCAGUCCUCGGGAUUGUCUGAAAACUUGCUUGUUUCAAAAAUGGCAGCGCAUGGUGGCGCCUCCAGCAGAGCCUACAAGACAGCCGACAACCAAAAGGAGGAAAAGGAAAAAUUCAACCAGCAGCACUUCCAACAGCAGUGCCGGGAACAACGCAAACAGCACCGCUAGCAAGAAAAAAGCAGCUGCCGCAAACCUGAGUCUUUCAAGUCAGGAUGUGAUGGUGGUUGGAGAACCAACUCUGAUGGGAGGAGAAUUUGGCGACGAAGACGAACGGCUGAUCACCAGGCUAGAGAACACACAGUACGAUGCAGCAAAUGGCAUGGAUGAUGAUGAAGAUUUCAACAGCUCGCCUGCUCUGGGGAACAACAGUCCAUGGAACAGUAAACCUCCAGCAAACCAGGAGGCCAAGUCUGAAAACCCGACACCGCAGGCUUCCCAAUAAGUGACCUGAAGCUACGUCCACUAUUGCUUAUAAUAGCAGGUUGCAAAUAUUAUCCCACAGCGUUCUUUUUAAAAACAAAAACCUUCAAGCUUUCCGCAGAUACCAAACUUAUUUCCAAGGUCUUUCCUCCU